Messenger RNA from Pollicipes pollicipes, 1005 nucleotides. RefSeq names its product peptidylglycine alpha-hydroxylating monooxygenase-like. NCBI's taxonomy places the organism in Eukaryota, Metazoa, Arthropoda, Thecostraca, Pollicipedomorpha, Pollicipedidae. Gene Ontology annotation, molecular function: copper ion binding; oxidoreductase activity, acting on paired donors, with incorporation or reduction of molecular oxygen, reduced ascorbate as one donor, and incorporation of one atom of oxygen. Gene Ontology annotation, biological process: peptide metabolic process. The record is from RefSeq and is a predicted model, not a curated record. The transcript is spliced from 9 exons. Bases 1 to 1005 code for a protein of 334 amino acids. Gene Ontology annotation, cellular component: extracellular region; membrane.
AUGCCACGCGUUGUACCGCCCCAACCGGAGACGUACUUCUGCACCUCGCUGAAGCUGGAGGAGGAUAAGGAUCUGUAUGUUGUGAGCUUCGAGCCAAACGCGACAAUGGAGACGGCUCACCACAUGCUGUUGUACGGCUGCGAGCUGCCCGGCCUGACGGAGGCCGUCUGGAACUGCGGGGACAUGGCCAACCGUGACCCUGCCAAGAGGACCGGCCCUGUCUGCCGCGGCCGAUCACAGGUGAUCUACGCGUGGGCGAAGAACGCACCCAAGCUCGUGCUGCCGAAAGGUGUUGCAUUCCACCUUGGGAAGAAUACAGAUGUGAAAUAUCUCACCUUGCAAGUUCAUUACGCGGACGUGUCAUUAUUCAAAGAUGGAAAAACAAAAGACGACUCUGGCGUGUUCCUCACAUACACCGAAACUCCGCAGCCCAAGUCGGCAGGCGUCCUUCUGAUGGGCACUGGCGGCUACAUCUUCCCGUACUCGCAGGCGCACAUGGAGACCGCCUGCGACAUCGCCGAGGACAAGCUCAUCCACCCAUUCGCCUUCCGCACGCACACGCACGCGCUAGGCGAGGUGGUGUCCGGCUGGCGUGUCCGCUACGCCGGCGGCCAGUACCAGUGGACGUUGAUUGGCAAGAUGAACCCGCAGCUACCGCAGAUGUUCUACCCGGUGCUGGACAACGUCACGCUGAGCCGCGGUGAUGUCGUGGCCGCCAGGUGUACCAUGAGCAGCCACCGCGCCCGCGUCACCAAAGUCGGGGCGACGGCGCGAGACGAGAUGUGCAACUUCUACAUGAUGUACUGGACGGAGGGCACGCCACUGGCGCGCAGCAGCUGCUUCAGCUGGGGGCCGCCCUUCUCCUACUGGCACCGGCUGCCAAUGGGGCUGCUACGGCUCUUCUCCUACCCGUGGCUCUCGCAGAUCCCCGACGAGAACCGUGCCUCGACCAUCGACGGCGAGGAGCUCCGCUCCUACCUGUUCGGCCGCAUGCGCAACGACUAG